GUGUAUGAGGGUUGGGCUGAAGGACGCAAAAAUCUAGCAUUACAGCCUCUGUUUCUGAUGAGCAGUGCUAGUGACUGGUCUUUAUUUGUAACCAGUAGCACAGCAAUGAUCGAUCUGAGACAUAAUGUGAACACAUUGACCAGAGAUCUGAGAGUGUAUUUAGAAAAUCAGGUCAAAAUCAAUCUGCCAGGUUCAGGGGUAGGUUUGUCUCUUGUUUUAGGAUUCGGUGCUGCCUACAUCUGUUAUUACCUGAACUCAAUUGCAAAGAAGCCACAGCUUAUCACAGGGGCAGAAACAUUAUCUCAGUUUCUACAGAGGUAUUGUCCUGUGGUAACAGAGACUUAUUAUCCAACCUUUUGGUGCUGGGAAGCAAGAGUCCAGACACUGCUCAGGCCAUUCAUCACCGCCAAACCUUGGGUGAAAUACAAAAAUGAACUUAUUAAGACGCCAGAUGGUGGACAUAUUUCCUUGGACUGGAAUGAUAGUGAUGAGAAUGCAUUGUAUCCUAUCUCUGCUACAAGACCUAUUAUCCUUAUCUUACCUGGACUUACGGGAACAAGUAAGGAAUCGUAUAUACUGCACAUGGUUAAACAGAGCGAAAUACUUGGAUACAGAUCUGUUACUUUCAACAACAGAGGAGUGUCUGGAGAGGAAUUGUUGACUCCCAGAACAUAUUGUGCAGCGAACACAGAAGAUUUGGAAACAGUCAUUUCACAUGUACAGAAAACAUUUCCACAAGCUCCACUAAUGGCUGCUGGUGUCUCCAUGGGCGGAAUGCUCCUGUUGAACUACCUGGGUAAGACUGGCCAGCAGACCCCACUGAAGGCAGCGGUAGUCUUCUCCAUUGGCUGGAAUGUAUUUGAGUGCACGAUUUCCCUUGAAAAACCACUUAACUGGAUAUUGUUUAAUUACUACUUAACCAAUUGUCUACAAUCUUCCGUCAACAGGCACAGGCCAAUUUUGGAAAAAUCAUUUGACAUAGAUUAUGUCCUGAAGGCAAAAACUAUCCGAGAAUUUGAUGAACGGUUUACAUCAGUGAUGUUUGGUUACCAAACAAUUGCUGAUUAUUACAGAGAUGCCAGUCCUUACCUCAAACUAAAGUCCAUUGAAAUUCCUGUUUUGUGCUUGAAUGCUUUAGAUGAUGUCUUUUCACCAAGCCAUGCCAUACCUAUGCAAUCUGCCAAACAGAAUCCCAAUGUUGCAUUAUUACUAACUGCACAUGGUGGUCACAUCGGCUUCCUGGAGGGGAUAUUUCCUCGAUGGGCCACUUAUAUGGACAGAGUCUUCAAACAGUUUACACAAGCUGUCUUUGAGCAUAGAGAUGAGCUGAAAAAUACAUAAAUUUUGAAACUCAUCUGUGUCAAUUGUUUCACAAAUUUACUGUCUAAACUAUGGAAUAUCUCAAUAAUAAGUAUAUAUUUGAGCAUAUUGUAAAAUACACAUUUACUGUGUCAUCACACAUUUAAAACUGACUAUCUGUCAUUUGGUUUUGUCCAGAGGUUAAGAAAAGGUUGAAUAGCAUAGUGAAGACUAUUUAUUGUAUCCAGACUAAAUCUCAAUUUAUACUUGGAUUACUUCCUUUCAUGUGAAUUUUUUUGUUAAUUUGAAAUAUUCAGAUUUUAGUUUUAUAUCAAUUUCUAUCUAUUGCUUCAUCUUAAAUGUAUUUGUUCAUUUUUGUACACUCAGUUGGCACAGGACUUCUACAAUUAACCACAUUAUUGAUGGUAAAUUAAAUCCUCAGGGCUAUUAUUUAACUAAUGGUCCAGUGCUUUAAGUUCAUUUUUUUCUCAAUGUACUUGCAAUUCAUAACAUAAUUGAAUUGCUGAGAAGAGAAUGCAUUUGCACAUAAGUUUAACAUCUGUCCAAACAACCAAGUUGGUAGCACUUAACAGCUUAUAUCUAAAGCGAAGGUAAUGAUAUAACAUAUGAAUGAAGAAGAAGCACAGAUACUUCUAGAGUAAUAACCUUGCCUCAAAAGCAAUGCAAUAAAGCACAAAUAUUGCUGAUGAAUUUUAUUUUAACUCUUGAUUAAUUUACUUUUAAAUCACUAAUCUACUUUGACUAUGCCGAGGAUAUAUUCCUUAAAAACUUGAAAACCAAAAGAAAUCAACAUUAACCUAAGCUAACAGUGACUAACUCUGAAGUGUGUUUCAGAACUGUAACUGUGACAACAAUAGAUUACUGCCUAAGCUAUAGUAUUUACACAGUCGGUGCUAUUGAGUUUGCCGUGUGUCGUCUGUUGAGAAGGUCCAAGACUUACCACGAUCUUCCAGUACUUGAAGUACAAAAUAGAUUGUAUAUGAUACAAUAGGUAAAAUAUGUAAUUUUGUUUCUAAGAAAACUCUUCAACAGCUAGAAAAUAAAUUUUAAGAUAUUUACUAUAUAUAAAAAAUAAAAUGUUAUCAACUAAGCAUUGUUUUCUUAUUUAACAAAUAAUACAAAUUGUAAAGUAAUUUACUGUUUCAUAUUUUGGAUUAUGGAUUGGUCCACUAGCUACAAUGGUACAGCUGUUCAACCAUUAAUUAAAGCAUCCUAGUUGAAAUGUGACAUCUAUUCCAUAUAAGUGUUUACUUUUAUUAUUGCCUAUGGCUGUUUGAAAUUAUCAUUCAAUUUGCAGUUUGAAUAUAGUCCAAUGCUGAAAAGGCAAACCAUUGCUAGCCCAUCUCAGAAACAUUUUUUCAUAUUAUUUGGUCUCUGCUGAAAGUAAAAGUGCAAGGUGGCACUGAACUUGCCAAGUGAUUCUCAGAGAAAAUCCUUAUUAGUUUCUGAAAGUUUAUUAAAUCUAUUAUUACUGCAUGCUAAUCCCUUAUGUGGCACCUUGUCAAAAGCCUUCUGAAAGUCCAAGUAAACCAUAUCCAAUGGCUCCCCCUUAUCCACUCUACCAUUUACAUCAAAUAAUUCCAACAGUUAUAUCAGACACAACUUCUUUUUGUAAAUCUAUGCUAACUCUGUCCAAUGCUAUGACAAUUUUCCAAGUUCUCUACUAUUACAUCUUCUGUACUUCUGAUGGCAAGCUAAUCUACAAUUUAUUCUUUUGUCUCCGCUUCCCUUCUUAAAUAGUGGGGCAACAUUACGUACUCUCCAAUUCAUAGUAACUAUUCCUGACUUUAAAGAAUUUUGGGAGAUGACCAUUAGCAUAUCUGCUAUUUCUAGGACCACUUACUUAAGCACUCUGGAAUGUGGCUUAUCAGGCCCUAGGGAUUUAUCUAUCUUUAAUCGCAUUAGU
Chiloscyllium plagiosum (whitespotted bambooshark) is the source of this 3226-nucleotide messenger RNA. It is a transcript of the gene abhd3, whose product is annotated as abhydrolase domain containing 3, phospholipase. Gene Ontology annotation, molecular function: A2-type glycerophospholipase activity; monoacylglycerol lipase activity; glycerophospholipid phospholipase A1 activity. Gene Ontology annotation, biological process: medium-chain fatty acid biosynthetic process; phosphatidylcholine metabolic process; medium-chain fatty acid catabolic process. NCBI's taxonomy places the organism in Eukaryota, Metazoa, Chordata, Chondrichthyes, Orectolobiformes, Hemiscylliidae. The record is from RefSeq and is a predicted model, not a curated record.